Messenger RNA from Staurois parvus, 310 nucleotides. The record is from the annotation of a GenBank genome assembly. NCBI's taxonomy places the organism in Eukaryota, Metazoa, Chordata, Amphibia, Anura, Ranidae.
AAAUAAGGACGUACAUUUCAUUUGGGUGCAGUGUUGCAUGACCGCACAAUUGUCAGUUAAAGUAACACAGCGCCAUAACGCAAAAAAUGGACUGGUCAUGAAGGGGGGUAAAUCCUCAGGAGGGCAAGUGAGAGAGGGGGGGGGGAGAGGGGAGGGGGGAAAGGGGGGAGAGGGGAGGGGGAAGGGGGGGGGAGGGAAGGGGGGGAGAGGGGGGGAGGGAAGGGGGGGAGAGGGGGGGAGGGGAAGGGGGGGAGAGGGGGGGAAGGGGGGGAGAGGGGGGGGGGGAAGGGGGGGGGAGAGAGGGGGGAAG